CUCAAUUCCCAUCAUCCACACUGAAGAUGCGACUGAACUUCAGUUCCCCGCCAACGCCGGCGCUGAGCCGUCAAAAUACCUUCCUCCACCAUGGAACGCACCCACAUCUCCUAACCACCCGACAAAAGCCACGAAGAUGGCCUCUAGUCUUCCGAUUCAUCAAAGGUGCCAUCCACGGCGCUAUCAUCGUCCCCGUACUCUUCCAUGCGCUCUUCACGGCCUUUGUGGUCUGUCUGGACCUAUACAUCUUCGACACCGUCGGAUUACCCAGUAGCAUCAUCCCCUCCCUCUCCAUAGUAGUAGGCCUAAUGCUGGUCUUCCGCAACCAAACCAGCUACAACCGCUUCUGGGACGGCCGCACCAGCCUCACAACCCUAACCACCUGCAUCCGCAACCUAGUCCGCACAACCCUCACAAACGGCUACAAGCCCUCCCAUCCCCUAACCCCCUACGAACGAGAAGACAUAGAGCGCACCAUCCGCAUCCUCGUGGCCAUCCCCUACGCCGUGAAAAACCAUCUACGCGCCGAAUGGGGCGUAGCGUUCAGCGCUUUCUCUGAUGUCGGUGAGGAUGGGGUCGCAGCAUAUAACCCGGACUAUGUGAAUCUGCUCCCCAAAGGACUCGAGGGCCAUGAGAGCGAGGGUCUGGGGUUGCCGUUUCAAUUGAGUUUCUUUGUAGAUGGCUUUAUAAAGAGGGGGGUGGAGAGGGGUUGGUUUCAUGCGCCGGGGGCGAGUCAGAUGCAGGCGCAGUUGAAUUCAUUGAUGGAUGCUGUGGGGAGGAUGGAGAUGAUUCGAUUGACACCGAUUCCUGUGGCGCAUUUGAUUCACCAGAAACAGGUUCUUGCUUUGUUUGGCUGUGUUUUGCCCUUUGGGAUGGUGGAUGAUCUCGGGUGGUGGACUGUUCCGAUAGUCAGUCUUGUUAUUUUUACCUUGUAUGGAAUUGAGGGGAUCGGGUCUCAGCUGGAAGAUCCCUUCGGGUAUGAUCGGAAUGAUAUCAAGAUGGAUGCGAUUGUUGAGGACUUCAAGAUGGAGGUCGACGUGGUGCUAUCGGAGUGGCGGAAGUUGAUGGCGGUUGUGGAUGCCGAGAGACCACGGAGUGAGACUCGAUGCGUUGAAUACCACGACGAACCUGCGGAUAAGUUCCCACCGGAUAUGUUCGUGAGACAUCGGUCUGCGACGGCGAGAGUGUAAUUGUUGCGAAGAGCGGUUUAAUUCAGAGAAGAGUGUAUAUGUCAUUGAACAUAUGUACGUAUAUAUGCAGCCAUGACCUCUAUGUUCA
Messenger RNA from Aspergillus alliaceus, 1278 nucleotides. RefSeq names its product bestrophin family protein. Bases 27 to 1190 code for a protein of 387 amino acids. The transcript has 4 exons. Lineage: Eukaryota; Fungi; Ascomycota; Eurotiomycetes; Eurotiales; Aspergillaceae. Gene Ontology annotation, molecular function: chloride channel activity. The record is from RefSeq and is a predicted model, not a curated record.